Colletotrichum karsti is the source of this 351-nucleotide messenger RNA. RefSeq lists its product as uncharacterized. The transcript has a single exon. NCBI's taxonomy places the organism in Eukaryota, Fungi, Ascomycota, Sordariomycetes, Glomerellales, Glomerellaceae. The coding region runs from base 1 to 351 and encodes 116 amino acids. The record is from RefSeq and is a predicted model, not a curated record.
AUGGUGUUCCUUGCGAUAACCCGGAUAAUCCUCAAGUGCAGAUGGAAUGUGGCCGAGAACGACACAACCUGGGAGCCCGAGUACCUCAUCCAAGAUGCCCCUCUCCUGUGGAAGCAGUACAUUGCGACCUGCGACCACCGCGCCGUUCUGGGUCCUCGAGAGAGGGGGAGCUGGCACAUCCAGAGUGUCAAGUCGCAUACUUUUCCAAGCGGCAAGAAUAAUGAGAAUGCCAUGCUGACAGUCACCUGGGUUGGAUCCACGGACGAAUCGGUCGUGUCCGAAGCCUUCGUCAAGCGACACGACCCUGGUUUGCUCGACGAGUACUGGGAAAGCAUCGGCGGACGCAAGUGA